UGAGCCCGCGCCCCCUCCGACAACUGAAACGUCAGGCGACAUCGAUAUCCCCGCGGUCCCCGGGCCGGCCUAGGGGUCAUGCCCGAGGGGAGAGGGACCGUGGGUCCCCUAGUGAGGGGCUCGGAGACCGCGGGGCCCCUCCCGGGUCAGCCCCACGGGGACCGGGGUGCUUGGCUCCCGGCCGGAUUGCGCACGGCAAGGGGUGCAGGGCGACGCCCGGCCCGAGGUCCCCUCAGCAGACAUGGAGGAGGCCCCUCUGCUUGGCGGGAUGUCCAGUCCCGAGGAGAUGGUGACAGACCUUUUCAGUGCAGACAGCCCGUUUGUUUCCGAAAACCUCACCCUGAGAGCCCCGGUGGUGGUGAAGCACGAGGAGGGCGAGUUCCACGUGUUUAAAGACGCGUACCUGAGCCCCGCGGACCCCACGGAGCCCCUCCUGCACGCCUUCAGCCCCCCGCUGCAGGCGGACUGUGAGACCCAGGGCAAAGCGGAGUUGGCGGGGGGCGACCACGCCCAGGAGAUGCUGGCGGAGUACCCUGGCCUCCCCGACCUCAGCCCCCUGGAAGACGCCGUCCUGCCCGUGGCCCCGCAGCCGCAGGCCUACAACGUCCACUUCCUGUCCUCCCUGCUGGCCCCGCACAGGAGUCCCGCCGUCCUGCCCCUGGGCGCCUGGGCCAGGGAAGGAGCCGCCCACCCCGGUGUCCGGGUGAUUCCAGUGGAAAUAAAGGAAGCCGGUGGCGCAGUUAUAAGUAACAACCCGGAGGAGGCAACUUUUCAGAACGCCCUUGGCCCCGAACCCUGUCACACGUUUGAGUCAUCCCAGGAAGCAGAGGAGGCCGCCGGCUGCUCUCUCAAGAAAGACUCUAACCCAAUGGUGAUCUGUCAGUUGAAAGGGGGCACACAAAUGCUGUGUGUAGACAAUUCUGGCACGAGAGAGAUAAAAGCACUUCAUUUGGUUCCUCAGUAUCCAGACCAAAAUAAUUACCUACAGUCAGAUGUCCCUAAACCAAUGACUACUUUAGUAGGAAGAUUUUUGCCAGUCCCAGCAAAAUUAAAUCUCGUUACACAACUCGAUAACGGAGCCUUACCAUCCAUAGUCAACGGGUCUACUGUCCCUUCGGGAUCCACCCUUCCAGGACCACCCAAAAUAUCUUUGGCUGGAGUAACUCUUAGUUCAUGGGACACAAAGUCUAAAAAGCCAUGUAACUGUACCAAAUCCCAGUGUCUGAAAUUGUACUGCGAUUGCUUUGCCAGCGGGGACUUUUGCCACGACUGCAAUUGUAACAACUGCUGCAACGACCUGCGUCACGAAGUCCAGCGGCUCAAGGCCAUCAAGGCAUGUCUCGAUAGAAACCCAGAAGCUUUCCAACCAAAGAUUGGGAAGGGGAAGCCGGGAGACGUGAAGCCUCGACACAACAAAGGCUGUAACUGCAGGAGGUCAGGCUGCCUCAAGAAUUACUGUGAGUGCUACGAGGCCAAAAUUAUGUGUUCUUCUAUUUGCAAAUGCAUUGGUUGCAAAAAUUAUGAAGAAGGCCCAGAACGGAAAACCCUAAUGAGCAUGCCCUACCAUCCGGACGCUGGAGGGUUUGAAGGCAGCCCUCAUUUGUCACCAACUGAAUCUGCAGGACUGCCGCAGUUCAGAAAAGACAGGCGGCCCUCGUGCAUCUCCUGGGAGGUGGUGGAAGGCACGUGCUCCUGCCUGCUGGCCCAGGGCGAGGAGGCCGAGAAGGAGCGCUGCUCGGAACGCCUGGCGGAGCAGAUGAUCCUGGAGGAGUUCGGGAGGUGCCUGUCCCAGAUCCUCCGGAUGGAGUUUCAAUCCAAAGGGUUGGAAGUCGAGUAGAGUUCGGUGGAGAAAACUCUGAAGGCACAGAGACGUUGUCUGGAUGUGCCGGGGGGAGGCGAGCCCGAGUUUGGAAGGGUUGUUUGAGGGGCUGCGGGGAAGGGGGACAGCUUUCCGUCUGCAUCAGGGCGCCGAGGGGGCUGGCGCAGGGGCCGAGGGUCUCGGCGAUCAAAAGCCCCCUUUUUGAGGACGUGCGGACGUGACACGCUGCUGUGUGGCCCUGGGGAGAGAGCGAGGACUCCUGCGAUGUCGGGAGAAGCCUCUGCCCCGACGCCGAGGGAGGGAGGGUUGAGGGCUCUGCGGAGAAGUCUGUCCGUUCCUCCUGACUUCACCCCGUCUGGGCGGUUUUCCUCUGGAGGCUUCUCUGCCUAAAGAGCCACGGUGAGUUUUCACUAGUAGUAUUUUGAAAUUAACUCUCCAGAUGGGCUGCUAAGAUACAACUCAGACUAGAGACGUACUGAAUACCUUGAGGCGCCCCUGAGCGUGGACACUUUCCCAGGGUCUCCCGCAAACUCUCCGUC
Messenger RNA from Neofelis nebulosa (Clouded leopard), 2358 nucleotides. RefSeq names its product testis expressed metallothionein like protein (gene TESMIN). The record is from RefSeq and is a predicted model, not a curated record. NCBI's taxonomy places the organism in Eukaryota, Metazoa, Chordata, Mammalia, Carnivora, Felidae. The transcript has 11 exons. The coding region runs from base 242 to 1837 and encodes 531 amino acids. Gene Ontology annotation, biological process: regulation of DNA-templated transcription. Gene Ontology annotation, cellular component: nucleus.